Molecule: messenger RNA, 459 nt
Organism: Drosophila kikkawai
Lineage: Eukaryota; Metazoa; Arthropoda; Insecta; Diptera; Drosophilidae
Gene: MtnD
Product: Metallothionein D
Molecular function (GO): metal ion binding
Source: RefSeq, a predicted model, not a curated record
AUUCCCGCUUGGUGGUGUGCAAAGCAGCUUUGGAAUACUAUAAGAGGGCUGGUCCCCCAUAGCUGCCAUCAUAAAACAGCGCUUGCUAGCAGCAAAGUUCAGUUAAGCUUAAAAUCUUCACAGAAAAUAUUAUACCAAAACAAGAUGGGUUGCAAGGCUUGUGGAACCAACUGCCAGUGCUCGGCCACCAAGUGCGGCGACAACUGCGCCUGCAGCCAGCAGUGCCAGUGCUCGUGCAAGAACGGACCCAAGGACAAGUGCUGUGCCAAUAAGAACUAGAAAUGGCCAGCGAUAGGAAAAAUUCUUCAAAAAUAUCACGUCCAAAAUUCUGGAAAAUAUUAUAAAUGUUAGCAUAUUCUAAUUUUAAAUAUCGAAAAGUAUCUCAUUUAAUGUAAUUCAUUUAAUGUAUUUGCCUCAUUAUUUAAAUAUAUUGUUUCAAUAAAUCGAUGUAACAAUUUA